GUGUUCCAUCCGAUCACAAUGACUAUGAGCCUCCGGCUUCUCUUGUUAGCCGUCAUGGCAACAGCUGUCAGCGCUGCAGAUGAUGCCGAAUUCGCUUUCAAUCUCCUCUCAGAUAUUGCACCAGUUCUUGCGCUUUUCGGCGAGCAAUUUGCGAGACAAUUUAUGAGCGAAAGCUUGACUUGGUACGACCACCUCAUCUUCGCCAUGGUGCCAUUAGGCAUUCUUACUGCAAUUACGGGCGCCAUCCGGGUCCACGGACCCCAAGUAGCGAGAUCAUUCAUCGGACGCGCGCGAGAAACUCGGGCGUUGUCUGAGAUUGAGCUGAUGUCUUCAACAUCUCAAGAAGUCUGCGAGCUCUUUAAUGGUAGCUCGAUUAUCCGCGCGAUGGGACGUCCCAAGAUCACACAAUUCCUCAUUUUCCCGGAACGUUACGACACCCUUGAGGGAAGUUACAAGAAGUUCGACUUUCCAUCGAGAGAUACUGAGCCAGUUUCUGAGCCAAAGGAUAGUUCAUGUGGAAUCCAUUCCCUUGGAAGUGCUAUCUCAAAAGACGUCGAACUCAUGAAGUUUGGAAGAUACCAGAGCCGCAGCACUGCCUUAUUCCAGGAAUACUUCGAGCAGGAGCAAAAGCCCAAAGCUAGUACGGAUGCAAAGUGGUACAAUAACGACCUCAAAGCUAUCUCGCAGCCAGCCGAGCCGCCACAAGGGCCACCAAAUUUGCAACUGAAUCUUACAUCCGAUUACGAAGAUCAAGGUUGGUUCACGAAAGGAGGGGAAAUCAUUUUGGCUGCCAUUGUUGCACUUUUCCUACAAACCAGUGUCAUUGCUUUUGCUGGUGUUACGACAUAUUAUUUGAGCCCCAGGUACCCUGAUUUACUAGAGUCCAAAAUUUAUGGGUUUCCUUGCUAUGUUGCGGGAUCGUUUCUUCUCUCGAUUGGCACGGGACUCUGUUCAAUUAUCGUCGAGCACAGCACCAUUGAGCAUUGCUGGGAGUUGGCAAAAGGUGUCGAGAGCCCGAAGGGUGAUGCCCUCAUGAAGAAGGGCCAGCCGCGACUAGUAUGGGUCCAGCAAAACCAAACCGUCAACGAUCAAGGCUUCAGUGGUUUUGUGAUCUUAGCUGGUGCAAAGCCACGCGUCAUUACUUCGAGGCGAAAUCCUCUCAAGAGACCCCAGUCCCAGACAGGUCUGAAACCACAAAGCUCACAGGGCACUGCAAGCUUUUGGGAGUGGCUAACCGUUGCCGCUGCCCUAUCCGCAGGCAUUGGGUUUACAGCCCAAUUCAUGGGCCUGCGUGGCCUUGCAUUCCCAUGUUCCAUUGCCCAACUUCUGGGAAUUUUUGUCAUGGCUCUCGUACGAGCCGGCGUGCGUAGACGCUUAGGACGAGUCCCGGUGAACUUCCCUGCGCUCUCCGGACACGAACUUGACUUUCUUGCCACGCAGAUUGCCCUUUCCCCUAAGUUCCGAAAUUUCCUUUGGUAUAGCAAAGAAAAGGUUGGGCUGCUGGAGACAGAACGGCCGCGCACUGAACCUUGCCAGUGGAAGAUCAGUGCCCCAGACCCUGGACAACCUACACCCUUCUUGUUUCGAACACCGGAAAAGCUCAUGAAGCUUGAAUCACCUGAGCACAGUGGCUUAAAGGACGACACGUCGCCAUCCAGUCAGCAACUAGUGAGAGUGAGGGAAAGAUUAGGUGACCUGUGCACCUGGGCGUCUAGGUCUUCAGAGAGUGCCUUAUCGCUCGCCCAGUCCAUCGAACUCUUCAUGAACACAUUUUUCUUAAAGUCCACAGAAGACGAGGAGGACGUCGAAAAUGAUCAAGCGAUGAAAUCUUUCAAGUGGUUGAUUGAAGCUACCAAACCCACCACUACCAAGACAUAUGAGGAGCAUGACUUCAUCCAAAUUCCUAUCGAGAUUCGUACCGAGGGAAACAAAAAGAAUUGGAAAGUGGAUCUUGGAAAAAUAGAUGCCGCACUUUCUUUGUGGAUGGCUACAAUUGAGAAGGAAAGGUCUCAUGACACAACCCAGACAAGUGAACCAGUGGAUAGUGUCAAUUCCGCCGAUCAACCCCCUUCUGAGUGGAGACGCACCAAGGUUGGCGAUGACCCAAAGUACAGCUUUUGUCGCAUUGUAGGAGACAACCUGGAAGACGAGGCACUCAAGCGAGAUAUCUCUUGGUGGGUUGAUAGUUUUGUGGCUGAGCAAUGUGACCCGUGGGGGCAAGGGAAUGUUGAAGAUUACAACGAGCAACGUUGGAACCCAGCUAGGAACAAUAGCGUGGAUCUCGUGAUUGGGUUUAGUGGAACAUCAGACAACGCUAUUGCGCGGGAGCUUGCUAUUGUUUCGAAAGCUCCCCUCUCGGUGAUCCUGGCUCAACAUCUAUUUACAAGCUUUAUGUGGAGUAUCGCCAGCCGACUUCCCCAGAAUAUACUCACUAAGGACCAACACGAAAUCAUCGUCGACGGGUCUCAGACGUUCGACUCAUACAGCUUUGGACGAACCUGGCUCCGGGUUAAGUUUAGUCACCGCAAGCUCAGUACUAUUGUUCGCAAGAUGGAAUCUUUCGGCCUGGGAAGUUCGACUGACAUACUUCUCUGUAUGAUCCCGGCCCUCAGUUCUCAGAGAAUACUGCCUAGUCAGGAGAUACUGAAGUGCAUGCCUCGUGUUGGUCCAGGGCAGGGAUGGGGCGAAGUCGCAAUCUGCUACAAGAAGCUCUUGGAAACAGUCAAGGUUGGCAAAGUUGCGGAAGAUGACCGAUUCAAUGCUUCCAUAUUCACGGUGGCAAUGGAUUUCGUUUUUCUUGCUACUGAACCCUAUGAUGAACUAAUAAAGCCGUCGACAGAGCUAGAUGAAGAGCUCGAGAACCUUGUUCAGAGUCUCAUCGGGCCUAGAUUCUCAGGUAUCAUGGAAAAGCUUGUGCCGUUUUAUCGUCUUCAACGACGCCAAAAAAUGCUUCGUCGCAUGCUCCAGAGAUUUAAGACACUAGAAGGCAUGUCGCAAUGUCUUGAGAUCUUUGAGGGGGAUGACCCACUAGAUGAAAUAUUUGCAACGAACGUGGUGGGCUUCACUCCCAAUCAUCUCAAGGCCCGUAGCACUACGGAAUUUAUGGACGUAAAAAAGGAUUCGGAGGAACGAGAUAUCUUCGGUUGCACCCCUUACUACUAUUACUGUCUUCUUGAAGAUAUGUUUCAUCUUUCAUUCUUUCUCUGGACCUUGCAAAAGAGAGUUUGGGGACUGCCUAGGCUAGUUGACAAUCUUGGCCGCAGCCCCAUUCACAUUGCUGCCCGGGAGGGAAUGCACCAGAGUCUCGAAAGAGUGUUUGAAGAGCUAAGUGACGAGGGCAAGCGGCACGUAGCGCGUGCCAGCGGGUUUGACGGCAUGACCUAUCUUCAUCUGAUAGCAAGAAGCGGAAAUCUGGAUUGUCUUAAGUUGAUAACGCCAUGGGUAAAGCCAUUACUUUCUAAGCCGGAUUCCUGGGGUCGCCAACCACUUCACAUCGCGGCAAAGUUUGAGAAUUACGAUUUCGCCCUCAAACUUCUGGAAAUGGGAGCUCGUUUCGAUCAGGUUGAUGAGACCGGAAGAACCCCUGUUGACUAUUACGUUGACCGGAGGAAAGAUCGCAGCGGUAAACCAGAUGAGGCGCCCCUAGGAACAAAUCUUUUUGAAAAGUUCUUGGAACUUGCGAUGGAAGAUCCACACCGCCUGUAUAGCAAUGGGAAGACCUUCCUUCACAGUGCUAUCGAGAUCUCAGACGAACGCACCAUUUACAAGCUCCGUCAAAAGUUUGACAUUGAGGCGCGAGACAAUGACGGGCGGACAGCUCUCCAUUACGCAGUUUUGGCUGGUCGGAGAUCCAUGGUACAGUCACUCAUCAAAGAGAAACUUUGUGAUCAGGGGAUGACAACUGUUAAUACAUUAGCCCGCGACUCGCAUAACAUGACGCCACUCAUGAUGGCGGUGAAAAAUGAUUUGGUUGAAGUUGCAGAACUACUACUGGACUGGUUGGGUCUGAAAAGCGCCUACGAAAAUGAUGAGCAUGGCAGGACUAUGCUUCAUUACGCUGCCAUUUCUGCGAGAAAUGAAUCCGUGGCGGUAUAUCUCUUCGGAGUAGACCAAGUCCAGAAAGACCCUUUCGACAAACACAAUGAGUCUUUACUUGUUACAGCAUGUAAAUCUGGCGCCUCUGCAGUAGUGCCUCAAAUCAUUUCAAAGUUUCCCCAUAUAAUCAACGACAAAGAUGAACAACAUCACCUGCCGCCCAUCUCAUGGGCUUGCCGGAACGGACACAGCGAGAUCGUCAAAACCUUAGUUGACCACAACAAAAUUGACGUGAAUAUGGCUGUCGAGCUACCAGAUCGAGACUCUUAUGUACGAUUCGAGGGCUACACUCCAUUACACUUUGCUGUACAAGCAAAAAGCGAACUUUGCGUUAAACAGAUUCUUCGACAUCCAGACAUAAACCUCGGCCUUAAGAAUAAGUAUGGUCAAACACCACUACAAAUGGCUCUGGAUGGUGAUUAUCAAGAGACUGCCAAAUUACUGCUACAAGACAAACAUACCACCGACGAAGAACGGAUGAGAUUCAUUAAAGUCUUUGUUUACCGUUCGUCUAGUGUGUUUUAUCACAUUGUUUCAGAUGUACUGGGAAGCUUUGAGGACAAAAGCCUAGUUCAUAAGUUCAUGCUAUGGCUUGCUGAUGGUUUAGCGACCACCCACCUUCCGACUUCACUCACUCUAUUUGGAGAGCGUCUCAAAAAGGGCCCUUGGAAUGAUUUGAGCCUGCCGUAUCAUGUUGCUAUCCUCCUUGACGACGUUGAUUUGGUGAAAAGGUUGAGAGAGCACCAUGUAAACGAUGACACCUACGACGAAGACAAUUGGUCUUGGGUGGACUAUGCUAGACGAUAUGACCGAAACAACAAGUUUACGAGCCUUGUACGCAAUAUGCAAUCCUUACAGGUUAAAGCAAAGCCCACAGCGUUGGUAUCAACCGACCUCCCCAACAGUAUCGAGAUUACUGCUUGCCGAGCUCAUGAUGUCAGGGUUACCGAGGAAAUAGAAGACGAGAAAUAUGUAUGCAUACGUAGUAAGCAUUGCGUUUCUCCGGAUGACAAGUCCUUCUACUUCGAGAUCAAAAUCCAUAAUGAUUCGCCUUCUCACAUUGUGGGUAUUGGAUUUCGCGGCUCGCACGACGAUGAGGCUGAGUUUCCUGGCUGGGAACAUCGAUCAUGGGGCUAUCACGGUGACGAUGGGGGGCUAUACAUCGAGGGCAGUCAAGCCAACCCAAGCUCGGACUUUGGAGAGAGUGGAACGUUUGCUUCGGGUGAUGUCGUAGGAGUUUGCUUGAACACCAAGACAGGAAAAGGCUUCUGCACGCGAAACGGAAAGACGUUAAAGAUGGGGAAUGCUUUCAAACUGCCAGACAGAAGAUUCAACCAUGGAAAACUAUAUCCUUGUGUUGGGCUCGUUCUUGGACGUAGGGGCAAGGGGCUUCAUUUCACUGUCAACUUCGGUGAUCUCCAACUGCACCCUUUUAAAUACCAAGGCAGUUUGGAAUUUGACUAG
Fusarium oxysporum Fo47 is the source of this 5559-nucleotide messenger RNA. RefSeq lists its product as uncharacterized. The transcript is spliced from 11 exons. Gene Ontology annotation, molecular function: protein binding. The record is from RefSeq and is a predicted model, not a curated record. The annotation marks the transcript as partial. NCBI's taxonomy places the organism in Eukaryota, Fungi, Ascomycota, Sordariomycetes, Hypocreales, Nectriaceae.